AAACGCGAUGUUUUCCUCACGCGAGAAUCGGUGUCAUCGCUUUCAGGCCAACAUCUUUAAUAAAAGUAAAUGUCAAAACUGCUUUAAAACCGUGGAUUCACACAAACGCAGCGAAGCAGAUCUGUAUCAGACUAAGCCUGUUCAUGUGGGGUGGCUCCUCUUGGCCCCAGAGGACACUGACUUCAGCAGUUCUGGCCACAGGAAACAGAAAUGGCAGAGGAGAUAUUUUGUGCUUUACGAGCAUGGGCUUCUAUGCUACUCUCUGGAUGAGAUGCCAGGUACAUUGCCUCAAGGAAGUGUGAAUAUGAUCCAGUGUUGUGAGAUUCUUGACGCUUCAUCUCAAACUGGCUUCCAGAACUGUCUGAGGUUGUGUUUCACUGACACAGACUACUACAUCCGAACAGAGAACACAGACAGCUUGAGCAUUAGUAGGUAAUACACUCACUGACCUGUAGUGUGAACUUAGCCGCACAUAACAGUUACUUUGUCAUUAGUUAAUUUUGAUCCCACUUGAUAUAUACAUCCAUUAACAUUUAUGGUAUG
Molecule: messenger RNA, 543 nt
Organism: Rhinichthys klamathensis goyatoka
Lineage: Eukaryota; Metazoa; Chordata; Actinopteri; Cypriniformes; Leuciscidae
Product: myosin phosphatase Rho-interacting protein-like
Exons: 4
Coding region: 8-436 (142 amino acids)
Biological process (GO): actin filament organization
Cellular component (GO): actin cytoskeleton
Molecular function (GO): actin filament binding
Source: RefSeq, a predicted model, not a curated record